CUACAUUCAUUUUGACUAACCCCCUUACGUCAUAUCCGGUGGAUGAGGUCAAUUUUUCUCCCAGCUCCGCCAUUUCAGUUUUUUUGAAGUUUCUGUUAGAACUUCAGAGAUUGUAUUUUAAAUACCCGAGACAUAUACAUUUAGUCUUUGGUUUGUUAUUUUCUCCUCUGUGUAACGUCAAAUAUUUUAUUUGACAGGAGAUCCUGCGAAUUAAGUUUUAAGAAACGGCGGUGUGGAUGUCGUGCAUUUUCUGAGCGUGUUCCACAAGGAGCCAAAGUUUUUUGUAUGAGUUGAAUCCUGGUUGCGGAUAGGGAGAGGCGAAGGAAGGCCUUGAAGCCUUGGUGUUGGAGUGGCAGCCAUGGCCGGUAAUUUUGACGCCGAGGACCGCGGGAGUUGGUACUGGGGGAGACUAAGCCGCCAGGAAGCGGUCUCCCUUCUCCAGGGACAGAGACACGGCGUAUUCUUGGUCAGGGACUCGAUCACUUGCCCUGGCGACUAUGUAUUGUCCGUCUCCGAGAAUUCUAAAGUCUCCCAUUAUAUAAUCAACAGCAUCAGCAACAACCGGCAAUCCGGAUCAGGUCUGGCCCCUCCGCGUUUCCGCAUUGGGGACCAGGAGUUUGACGCCCUUCCUGCCCUCCUGGAGUUCUACAAGAUCCACUACCUGGACACCACUACCCUGAUCGAGCCCAUCAGCAAGGCCAAGAACUCGGGCUUCGUCAGCGCGUCCGCCGGCGCCCCCCAGAGGCUGGAGGAGGCCGAGUACGUGCGCGCCCUCUUCGACUUCCCGGGCAACGAUGACGAGGACCUGCCCUUCCGGAAGGGGGACGUCCUGCGGGUGCUGGAGAAGCCAGAGGAGCAGUGGUGGAACGCGCAGAACUCGGAGGGGCGCGCCGGAAUGAUCCCCGUGCCCUACGUGGAGAAGUACCAGCCUGCCUCCCCCACCUCGGCCGGCGGAGGCUCCUCCGGGGCGGCAGGCGGGCCGGGGGCCGCGGGGGCGGGCGGGAGCGCCGACGGACCCGGGGGUCAGCCGCCGUCGCUGGUGGGAGAGCCGGGCCAGUACGCCCAGCCCAGCGUCAACACGCCCCUGCCCAACCUGCAGAACGGACCCGUCUACGCCCGGGCCAUCCAGAAGAGGGUCCCCAACGCCUACGACAAGACCGCCCUCGCUCUGGAGGUGGGCGACAUGGUGAAGGUGACCAAGAUCAACGUGAACGGGCAGUGGGAGGGCGAGUGCAAGGGCAAGCGCGGCCAUUUCCCCUUCACACACGUACGGCUACUGGACCAGCACAGUCCCGAGGACGAGCUGAGCUGAGAUCGGCCUGCCUGGACUCCCCCCCCCCCCCCGCUGCACACACACUCAUCACACAUGCACAGACACACACGCACAUGUACACCCUCUGCGGCACCAGGUUCCAGUACUUAAGCGUUAGCCGUUAGCGUCUUCUCUAUGCGUCUUCGUCCUGGUCAUGCCCCACUGUUCUCUCUCCCUCCAGUCAAUGCUGUCGGUCUGACUGCUGAACAGCACCCUCUAUUAAAACAUGCCAUUCCAGUAUUCAGUCCCUGUAUCCACCAGGUGUUUAACACCACAACGGACUGUUCCCUGAACAAAGAAGUGUCCAUACUCGCCCCCUCAUGCAUAUAUGCAUUCCCUCUUGCUCUCUCUAUCUGUCGUACUCUAACACACUGUCACAGGCCCACACACACACACACACACACACACACCAAUAUGCUGCUUCAUCUGUAAAUUGCAUAUAUGCCCAACGCCUCGUGCAUAUUUACAUUCUCCUAUCUUUCUAUUUCUCACUCGCAGGCACACACGCAUCCACCCCCAUGUUAACCUGCUUCAUCUGUAACCUGUCCAUUCCCCAAAAGUCACGUGUACAAACACUAUUAUUCCCAGACGUGCACACAAACACCAAUCUGCUGCUUCCUUGGCAUUGUGUCUAUUGCCUACCAAUCAUGCAUACGUACUGUUUCACACACACACCCUAUAAAGAGGAUGACAGUAGUGUAUAUUUACCCCCCCCCCCCCCGCCAAACACAGUUAACCUGUUUAGAGGACUUUUAGCGAGGACGUUUAGCGCGCACAGCCACAGAGCCCGUGGAGCACAGUCUGACGGACGAACCUUCCGCAGCCCUCCUCACUGCCUCUGCAAAGGGACAGGGGGAGAGGCCCUGCUGGGGACACAAACACAGCCUCUACAGCGGCCCGAGCAAGGCCACCUCCUCAUCCACACCCCAGCAUCCACCACGACCACUGGGGGGCGCCACUCGGAGCUACAAUCAACACUACAAUCUGCACCACGAGUUUUAGAAACCAAGUUGAAUCAAGCCAAGUUCUCUCUUUUUUUGUAAUUAAGUGGAUUAGAAAAUACUAUGAUAGAAAUAUGAUAUAAAUAUAUAUUUACCAUUACAUGCUAAAAAACAAAAAAAUUACAUUUUCACCCUGUCCUUUGUUUUUUUUUGUUUUUUUUGUUUUUUUUUUGUGCUUUUUAACUCGUCGUUUUACGUGCGUUCUACGGGACGCUGGGGACAGGCCUUCUGACCCCGGUAACGUCCCGCGGGGGGAGAUUACGAGCGGGCGGGCGCGCCGCCAUGUUGGAGCUCCUCGGGGCGCAGGGUGGAAUCGGGAGCAGUGGAGUCGCGAGCGCUCGGGAACCGGACCGCUUCCUGGACAUUCACGGACGAGGAGACGCCAAGGAAAGGAUGGGAGAGCCGGGGCCAGAGGCUAAAGGACGUCCCACAGGCCCCCCCCCCCUUCCACCAGCACCAGGGUAAAAUCCCCCACCUCCCUCCCCUUCCCCGGGCUGAGGAGGCGCGGGCGGUGUGUGGCGUGACGCCCUCGGAGCCCACAGCACAGCGGGUGAUGCCAUGGCGGCUGCCCAGGCAGACCGCCUGACUCUGUUGAGAGCUUAAGUUUUGGAUCACUGUCCACUAUCCAACCAGCCCAUAUUAGCUUUGUAUUUUAAAUGUAGCUAUAUAUAUAUAUAUGUGUAUAUAUAUAUAUAUAUAUAUUUGUGUGUAUCAAAAUGAGAAACAUCGCCAGCCUGCGACAGACAGUCCUGUUUUUCAGUUAUUGAGCUAGUAGUUGUAUUUUGCCAUCACGUCUGUGUUGCAGUCAGUCCCUCUGUGUAUAUUGUUUAUUUUUAUGCAUCUCUCUCUCCGUCUCCCUCCCUCUCCCACUGUCUCUCUCUCGCUAAUUUUCUCUCUCCCUCGUUGUUUCUGUCUCCCUCCCUCCCUCCUCUCUCUC
Anguilla anguilla (European eel) is the source of this 3250-nucleotide messenger RNA. It is a transcript of the gene crk, whose product is annotated as v-crk avian sarcoma virus CT10 oncogene homolog. The record is from RefSeq and is a predicted model, not a curated record. The transcript has 3 exons. The coding region runs from base 359 to 1312 and encodes 317 amino acids. Gene Ontology annotation, molecular function: protein binding. Lineage: Eukaryota; Metazoa; Chordata; Actinopteri; Anguilliformes; Anguillidae.